Molecule: messenger RNA, 1528 nt
Organism: Aedes aegypti (yellow fever mosquito)
Lineage: Eukaryota; Metazoa; Arthropoda; Insecta; Diptera; Culicidae
Product: transmembrane protein 39A-B
Exons: 3
Coding region: 146-1519 (457 amino acids)
Cellular component (GO): membrane
Source: RefSeq, a predicted model, not a curated record
AUGUCAAAACGUUGCGGCCACAAAUAAAAACAAAACGCGUAAAAAUAGUCGGAAAAAUUAUCAUUGAACUUGUUUUUGCAGAAAAUCAGUGUAAAAUGAACUAAAAUCGUUUGAAAACCAGUUGAAAUACCCUCUUAAAUUGAAAAUGACAGUGUCCAACAGGAGAAUACCCCGAUUGUCGGCUCACCGGGGCCAUUUGCUGCCGCCGCAACAUUUCCAGCAUCCGCCGGCCCCUGGAGGGGGUGGUGCCGGCCUGGGUGGGAAUGGUGAUGGAGAAGGGGAUGGCCCUUCCACUAUCAACGGCAACGAAGACGUUCAGUUCAGCUUUGGGACACCGUUUCCCAAGCAUGUCCCCUUUCCGAAUGUUGAGCACAGCUCCGAGCUGGUGAACGAGUUUUUGAUUUUUGGAUUUACGAUUAUUGCCAGUGCGACACAGUUCCUGCAUCUGUACCGGACGGUUUGGUGGUUGCCGACUUCCUACACCCGGCAAGCGGUGAAUUUCUACCUGAUCGAUUGGGAUUUAGCUAUCUUCAUUUAUGUAAUGGCCAGCCGACGAUUGCUGUAUUGCUGCAUUCUUAAGCUGAUCGAUUUGAACUGUCCGGUAGCUUACGUGGACAUAAGCAAAAAGAUAGCCAAGUAUGUGUUCCUGGCAUGCGUUGUGAUCUCAUUCGUCGGCUGUGGAGUUCAGAUAUUCCAGAAGAACAGCUACCUCUACCUGUUCUGCUUGUCCUAUCCGUUCGUGCUGUAUCUGACGAUUUUCGGAUUCAAUCUGGAGCAGUUCCUGAGGACCAUUGUCGACACGGAAGUGAACUGCAUCAACGGAAUGCCGGUGCACAGUUGUUCGUCGAAUGCAGUUUCCGUUCGGGCCGAGAUCGAUGCACUUAAAACGGACUUCAACAAUCGAUUCAAGCAGAUUAUAUUUACGUCCGUGCUAAACGCGUACUAUUCCGGAUUUGUUCCCUGCGUGCUAGUUCCAAAACAUCUGUACUACGACAUUUUCUGGGCGACGCAGCAUCUGGGGUUCAUCUUCAUCGGAGGAUUCACAAUGUGCGUUGCUUACUGCUUCCCAGUCAAGUACUGCGAUGUGUUUCAUCGGACAGCGCUGCAUUUGGGACAGUGGAAUCGAAUGACCCAUCGAACGCAUCAUCCGCCGCCGUACGCGUGGUCCAAGUCGACCAUUUUUCCCUACGGAUCGUACGUAAGGCACAUGGGAGAGGUUUAUCGGGCGUCUGGGUUCUGCACCUCAGCCAUUCCGGCUAACAACAGUCACAUUCGAUUCUUCGUCAUCUUCAAGAAUCCAGCACUGAUCUAUCUGGUCCUGUUUGGCAUCCAGAUUGCACUGGUAGCGAUCCAGCUGCUAAUUCUGUGCCUUUCGCGCGAAUGGCACAACCUCAUUUCGAUUGCGUUCCUUUUGCUGGCCAACUAUUUUACGCUGUUCAAAAUCGCGCGGGAUUAUCUGAUUGCCAAGCGAAUCUACGCCGGGGAAAACGCCAUCAACGAGAAGUUCAAGAACCAGUGAAUGAUGCCA